Salvia miltiorrhiza (redroot sage) is the source of this 2758-nucleotide messenger RNA. RefSeq lists its product as uncharacterized. NCBI's taxonomy places the organism in Eukaryota, Viridiplantae, Streptophyta, Magnoliopsida, Lamiales, Lamiaceae. The transcript has 7 exons. The coding region runs from base 1786 to 2163 and encodes 125 amino acids. The record is from RefSeq and is a predicted model, not a curated record.
AUAUGAAUAGACGACGCACGAUGGCCCGCGUUGUCUAUAAUAUGCGGUCAUAGACGACGUGCCAUCUGCUUGUCGUCUAUUCAUAUAAUAGACAACGCAGCACAGGUGAUAGACGACGUGUUUGAGCGGCAUGUUGUCUAUGUGCAUGGUGAGGCGCUAAUACACGACGUGCGAAGAAGGGCGUCGUCUUUAAUGCAAUAGACGACAAACAUAAUGCGCGUCGUGAAUCUGGAAAAUCAAAUUAGGGUUAGGCGUGUUUCCCACUCUCUCCCGCCGCUCUCUGAAAUUUUCUAACAGCUCUUCUUCUCUUCUUCUCUGAAAUUUCAAUCGUCCACCGUCCGACGCACCCACCGUCCGUCGCACCCACCGGCGCUUCACCCACCGCAACACCUGAUGCCUCACCCCCCUCGUUGAUCGAUUUUGCCGCCCACCUCCACCUCGGCGAAUGGAUUAGGCGAAGCCCUAGCCGCCGCCGUUAAGAGCCACCAUCGGAGAGGGGUCGACGUUGCGAAGCCCUUGCCGCCACUCUACCUUCGCCUCGACGAUAUUCUGCCGCCCAUCUCCGCCCCAGAGAUGUCCCAAAGCCGCCGGAUUUUAUUCGGAGGGCUGAGCUCCAAGUUUCACCAUUGACGUCUGCACUCUCCGGCCCGCUCAAGCUCGCCCUUCUCCAUUCUUCUCUAAUUUUUGAUCGAUUAUUCCACUCACCCCGCUCAAGCUCACUCCGGUGAGUUUCAUAAAUUCAUACCCUAUUUUUGUGAUUAGUGCCCUGUUAGUACCCUGAUUAGUGCCAUGAUUAGCUCCAAUUAUUGAUCGAUUAAUUAUGUUAAUGUCGAUGAAUGGCGGUGUUGCAAAAACAUGUAUCGUUGAUGUCGAUGAAUGGGGUGGACAUUGGCUUUGAAUGAAGGAAUUCAUCCCUGUUGAGGAGGACAAGGAAUUCAUCCCUGUUGAGGAGGACAAGGAAUUCAUCCCUGUGAUAUGAUUGGUACUCAUUUAUCUAGAGAACCUCUAACAGUAAGCAACUUCUAGACACUUGAUAUGGUGCUGAAAAGUUGAUUAUGACGAACCCUUCCAAUCUAGAUAAGAAUAUUCAGUUUCUUUUAGAUUGAGAAGUUGGUCUAUAUCUCUUCUUCUUGUAUGCUAGCCACCUAUCUAUUAUACUUGAUUAUACCUCCCUCAUUGCUCACGUUUUAUUGUUUAAAACUUAUUUACUUUGAAUUUUGAAUGAAAGGAGGUGUAGUAUAAUGACUAUAUGUAUAUAUUAUGAGUUGUCAAGAUGGGAUAAAGAUUGUUUUGAUUAUGAAUAUGCCCAGUCCAUAAUUAAGUUGUCAAGAAAACAGGGUUUCUUGAACACUAGUGUAAGCUCUGUUUUUGCUUCAAGGUUUUACUCUUUUUUUGUUCUUCGUUGAAUUUGUGAUUAAUUUGUUUUUCUUUGCAUGAUGUGUUUCCUGAUGGCAAUGUUCUGAAAAGCAUAGCAGCUGAUAAUGUGAAGGCCAGCAAUGUGGCAAAGAUCAAAGUAGUGGUACGUAAAAGACCUCUAAACAAAAAGGUCUAUUAUGUGAGGAGAGGCCACGAAACGCGUUGUCUAUUAUGUCUAUAGACGACAUUUUAGUGGAAUAUGUUGUCUAUGACCGCAUACUUUAGACGACGUGGGGAGUUGACUGUCGUUUUUAUGGACCUUAGGCGACGUGUUUCACGGUGCGUCGUCUAUUAUUUUACACAUAGACGACAAGCUCAGUUUCGCGUCGUGUAUUACAAUUAAAUGAAACAGGACUCGCAAAGCUUGAAAUGCUGAAUGUCAACUAUUGUAAUUUGAUCACCGAUGCUGAUAUGAAGGCUAUCUCAGAUGAUGUUGGUGCUCUUGGCUGGUGGGACCUGUUCAUAAAUUAUGGGAUUGCCGAAUGCUUUGCAUUUCUUGAUCGCACAAAAUGGUCAAAUCCAGUAAUUCAUAGAAAUUCACAAACAAGAGAAGAAAGCUCAUCUUCUAGUGCUAUUAGAUAUCUGGACUGGAAUAGUGGUUUGGUGGUAUCUUCUGAUGAUCAUUUGCAGGAUAGAAUUUGUGGCCUGCAAGACAUUGGUGGCCACAUAAUGAAAAUUCCAAUUAUUGUUUUCCAAGUCCUCCUCUGCAUGAAGCUAGAGAUAUCAUGUUUCUGCUCAACAUUAUAAGGAUAUUGGUGCUUUUCCAUUGACCAUCAAUUUAUACAUUUAGGAUUUUGGUUAUAUUAAUUUAAUUUCCUUUUUCCCCCUUUUCAAACAGGUCUUAUAAAUUUGGAGAGCUUAAACCUUGAUUCUUGCAGGAUUAAAGAAGAAGGGAUUCUUUACCUUAAUUCGGUUACUCAGAUCUUAUAACCUUGAUUUUUGUUAUACUCAAUAGCUUUUAGUUGCUCAAGUUUGGCCUGAGAUCUGCAUGUUAAAAACUCAUGUGGAUAUAUUGCCUGAUUUCACACCUGAUUUUGGAUCUAAACUUCGCUCGGUAUAUCCCUAUUCUUUGAAUGUUAUUUCACAUUUUUAUUUAUUUUCAACUAGUGCAGCUACCGGAUCAAGCUGCCUAUUGAAAAGGAGCAAGAGAUGAAGUUUUCAAAGGAUGUUAAGAAGAUGAGAUUUUAUGAGAAGAUCUGAAGUAUUGAAUGUUUAUUGUUUUUUUUUUACAAAUAUUCUUAGUGGCUUCAUGAACAAUGUUUGAAUGUAAUGUUGGUCGAACGAUGUUUGAAUGAAUGUAUGAAUUUUUACUAUUAAUAAAUAUAAUUUUAGCUUUUUAUUA